Anthostomella pinea is the source of this 1098-nucleotide messenger RNA. NCBI's taxonomy places the organism in Eukaryota, Fungi, Ascomycota, Sordariomycetes, Xylariales, Xylariaceae. The record is from the annotation of a GenBank genome assembly.
AUGGCCCACGAGUUUGAGCCAUUGAAGAAUGACUUGAUCCUGAGAACAGCUUGGGGUCAAGAUGUCGAACGAGCACCCAUAUGGAUUAUGCGACAAGCUGGUCGGUAUCUACCCGAGUACCACGAGGCAAAGGGGAAGCGCGACUUCUUCGAAUGCUGCCGAGACCCCGAAGUCGCCUCAACGCUGACCCUGCAACCCAUUGAACGAUUCACCGGCCUGCUCGAUGCCUCCAUCAUCUUCUCCGACAUCCUCGUGAUACCCCAAGCCAUGGGAAUGGUGGUGGAAAUGGUGGACAAGAAGGGCCCGCAUUUCCCGGACCCAUUGAAGUCGCCCGACGACGGCCAAUACUCCAAGGUCCUCAGCAAGGAUGUCGACGUUGCCGCCGAGCUCGACUACGUAUACAAGGCUAUAACCAUGACGAGAAAGAAGCUGCAAGGCCGUGUACCGCUAAUUGGCUUUUGCGGUGCCCCCUGGACGCUGUUUUGUUACAUGGUAGAAGGUGGUGGAACGAAGCUCUUCAUAGAGAGUAAGAAGUGGAUAUAUCGCUAUCCGGAAGAAGCGAAAGCUUUGCUUCAGAAGAUCUCGGAGAUAUGUGUCGAGUAUCUGGCGUUACAGGUCAAAGCCGGCGCCCAGAUGAUUCAAGUCUUUGAUUCGUGGGCGGGCGAGCUAUCACCCUCGACUUUCAAGAAGUUUAGUGAACCUUACUUGGCUUACAUAUCGAAACAUCUUCCGACCAAGCUGAAAGAGAUGGGCUUAGAUGUCGUUCCCAUGAUUGUUUUCCCGAAAGGGGCGAACUAUGCACUGGAUGCCGUCUGCAAUCUGGGGUACAACGUCGUUGGGCUUGACUGGGUCAUCGAUCCGGCAGAAGCUGUCAAGAUACGGGGUGACCGCAAGAUCGUGCUGCAGGGGAAUGCAGAUCCCGGUGUGUUAUAUGGCACGAGGGAGUCUAUUGCAGAGACGGUAAAAGAGAUGGUGGAUGGGUUUGGGGGCGGAAAGAAGGGCUGGAUCGCCAACCUCGGUCACGGCAUCACACCCUUCGUGAAGCCAGACGAUCUGAAGUUCUAUUUGGAAGAGAUCCAGCGGUUGACUAGCCGGUAA